Tyto alba (common barn owl) is the source of this 3853-nucleotide messenger RNA. RefSeq names its product semaphorin-4E. The record is from RefSeq and is a predicted model, not a curated record. The transcript is spliced from 15 exons. Gene Ontology annotation, molecular function: chemorepellent activity; semaphorin receptor binding. Bases 1247 to 3592 code for a protein of 781 amino acids. Gene Ontology annotation, biological process: neural crest cell migration; semaphorin-plexin signaling pathway; negative chemotaxis. NCBI's taxonomy places the organism in Eukaryota, Metazoa, Chordata, Aves, Strigiformes, Tytonidae.
UCUAUCUUUGAACAGUUUACAAGACCUAUUUCAGAAACCGGAACUAUUUUUGGAUGGGAAAUAAGAAUUCUGAAAGCCAAUCUAAAAUGAGAGGUCAUUGAGAGGUCACAGAACACAAAAAUGAAAAGAGAAUCUGGAAGUUCUGGCUUUAUUUGAUGCCUUAUCAGUUACCGCGUGUUAUUUACUGAUGUCAGUGGGAGGAAGGUUAGUAGAGGGAGUUCUGCCAAGUUCUCAUUUGUUGUCCACACCGAGCACGGAAAACGCCGCGGUUUGUUUUACUGUUCAAUCCUCGUAAUUAAAUGUAAGUCACUAUGAGGAUGCAGAUCAGCUCUCAUCCACAUGCGUAUGUAAUGUAUGAGUUUCCCCUAACUCACAAAACAAAUCCCAAAGACGAUCAGCUGUUUAGGGGCGUAAUCUGACAUUGAAAUAAAAGCAAGCGUCUGUGCUGAGCAGCAGCAGUAGCUUGCGGCCCCUGGUCCCGCUCUGGCACUGCAGCGCGAAGCCCCCGUUGGGGCGGGCAGCGGCUGAGCCGGGCUUCGCUCCGAUGUCCGCAGCGGCCCCGGACCCCGCUUUUCGCAGCACCCGUCUCCCGCUGCCGCCGGCACCGAGCGCUCCGUCCCGGGGGAAGGUGCGUGCGGCGCCGCCGGGCCCGGCGGGGGGAAGCGGCGGCUGCGCCCCCCGAUCCCGGGUUCGCUGAGGGGCGGCCCCGCGUGUCGGCGGCGGGCGGUGCCAAGUGGCCGAGGGGCGCCAACGGCCGCUCUGCGGGCGCAGCGCGCUGAGGGAGGCGGCGCCAUCUUGGGGGUGUGCGGGCUGAGGGGACCGGGGCUGGUGUCCGGCUUGAGGGUCAGCGGCAUCAGCUGCUGGGGCUCUGCGGGGUGUGCGGAGGGGUGUGCGCUGAGGGGUGAGGAGGUUUAGGGGAGCGAGGCUGGGUUGGGGUGUAGCCUGGGGACACGAGCACUCACCUUCUGUCCCUCACGCCUGACGCCUGGGUCACCUCAGCUCUGCUGCACCACGCGUGCUGUCCAGAAAUGCCCAUCAGAGGAUGAGUCGAAGCGAAACAUGCUGUGGGAAUCCAGGGUCACAAUUAAGGAUGUCUGGAAGUACUUACCUGAAUGGAAAAUGUGAGAGGUUCUGUUAAGUUUCAGAAAAUAUCUGAAGACUACAGAUACUUACUUUGGAGGGCUUCUGCGGGACAUUUUCAAGAACCAUGAAGAAAUGGCUACCUGCAAUUAUUUAAUGACCCGGAAUGAAAACUGGGAAGAACUUGCUUCUAGUUGAAUCUCUGAAAAUGGGUAGCACUGCUGUUGUUGUUUAUCUUGUUUUGCAAUUAGUACAAGAGACAAAAGCAUCUGUUGUGAACUGCAUUCCCAGAAAAACAAUAAAAUACCAAACUGGAAGUAUAAACACUUUUAUGAAAGAAGGAUUAUCCAGUGUUUCCACACUCCUUGUGAAUGAAGAAACCAAUACCUUAUUUGUUGGAGGCAGAGAUGCAGUAUUUGCUCUUGACUUGAAUAAUAUUUCUAGAGAAAUAGCCAGGGAAUACUGGUUUGCUACAGAGGAAAGGCAGCUGGAAUGUAUUCGUAGAGGAAAGGACAAGAUAAGAUGCCAGAACUACAUUCUCUGCCUCCAUAAGAUAAAUGACUCUAACUUAUAUGUUUGUGGAACCAACGCGUAUCACCCAACUUGUGAUCAUAUGGUUAUCCAUGGGAGAAGCAUACGCUUGCAAGGAAGAGCUGAAGAGAGCAGAGGAAGGUGUCCGUUUGAACCAGCUCUAAAGCAUGCAUCUGUUUUUGUAGAUGGGGAAUUUUAUUCAGCUACUUCAAAUAAUUUCUUGGGAACAGAACCUAUAAUAUUGCGCAGCAUGAGAAACCCUGUAAGAACCGAGUUUAAAACAUCCUGGCUAAACGAACCAAGCUUUGUCAACAUGGAAAUAGUGCAUGAAAGUGAAUCUAAUCCAAAUGGAGAUGAUGAUAAAAUUUAUGUGUUCUUCACUGAAACAGCUGUUGAAUUUGAAUUCUAUGACAAGCUUCUGGUGUCCAGAAUUGCCCGUAUCUGCAGAGGUGAUCUUGGUGGAAAACGCAUAUUGCAGAGAAGAUGGACAUCAUUUUUAAAGUCCCGCCUUUCCUGUUCCAUUCCAGAAUUAAACUUCCAUUUCAAUAUUGUCCAGGACGUCUUUUUACUUAGGAGAAGAAAGUGGCAGGACAGCAUAUUUUAUGGAAUUUUUUCCCAACAAUGGGGAAGAUUAGACAUAUCAGCUGUUUGUGCAUACAGUAUGAAAAAUAUUCAGGAAGUCUUCUCCAAAGGAAGCUACAAAGGACCGGUAGCUGUAGAACAUUCCCCUGUUAAGUGGAUGGUGUAUAGGGGAGAAGUGCCAGUUCCACGUCCUGGUGCUUGCAUUGAUAAUUUUGCCCGGAGUAUUGGAUAUAAUACUUCUUCUGACUUGCCUGACAAAGUUUUGCAGUUUGUUAGAGAUCACCCUCUAAUGGAUAAUUCUGUAAAUCCAAUUGGUAAUAGACCGGUGCUACUGAAGAGAGGUUCAAACUAUACCAGGAUUGUAGUAGACAGAGUCACUGGCCUAGAUAAACAAACAUAUGAUGUUAUGUUUCUAGGAACAGAUGAUGGAUAUUUGCAUAAAGCUUUCAAUUGUGAUGGGGAAAUGUUCAUUGUGGAAGAGCUACAGCUGUUUCUGUCUCCGGAGCCUGUACAAUCUCUCCAGCUGUCUUCUGAAAAGGGAAUGCUCUAUGUUGGGUCCCUGUCUCAAGUGGUGCAGCUCCCAGUUUCUGUGUGCCACCGAUACAAGUACUGCUCGGAUUGCAUCUUGGCAAGGGAUCCUUACUGCGCGUGGUCUCAGGCUGCCAACAAAUGUGUCCUACUGGCGAAUCAAACUGGUCACAUGAAGAAUUUAAGUCAAAGUGUGAAAUACGGGGAUGCUUCCAGCUGCCUUAGUGUAGAAAAUAGUGUGAGAAAAUGUCUCUUUACUCUUGGAAACAAUGUUCAUCUUAAAUGUGUCCCUCUGUCAAAUCUGGCAAGCAUAGUGUGGAAGUUUAAUGGGAGGAGACUUCAGGCCGAGGAUGCUAAAUACCAACUCUAUGAUGGAGGAAUAGCAAUAUUUAACGUGACAAUGGAUACAGCUGGAUUCUAUGAUUGUUUCUCGGUAGAGAAAUCCAAAGGGAAGGAAUUCCUUACCACUGUGGCCCGCUAUGCCCUUUAUGCCCAAGAAAAGACAGAGGAAGCAAAUGUUAUCACCUCAGAAAAUAAGCAUAACAAAGCAGGAGCUGAGGGGUUUCAGUCUUCAGUACCACCUUCUUUAUUGAAUGAGGCAGCAAACCAGAAAUUUCUGGACAGCCAAAGUGAGAAGCUUGUUUUAAAACUCUUGGUGGCUGGGUUUGCUCUUCUUUUCUUUUCCUUGUUGUUUUGGAACUUCUACAAGGGUCAUUUAUCGCUGCCUUGGAAGAGCAGAGAAACCAGCUCAAAAACAGCUGGUACAGCUGGCUUGGGAAGUUCAGCACUGGCUACAGAGGGGUCAGGCACUGCAAGGAAGAGUUCAUCCACCCAAACAAAUGUAUCUGUUGUUAAUGAACGAUGCUUGUGAGCUUUUCUUGAGGAGUGAAGCACCUGUGCUCAGCACAGGGCAAGUUUCACGAAGAGCUCUGGGAGCUUGCAGCUCACAGAGCUGUUUGGUUAAGAUGACAUAAUGUUUCCUGUUAAGGAAUGUGGAAUGUAAAUUUGGGUAGGAGUCAGAAACUCUGAAUUGAAGAUGACAAGCUGCAUUGUGUAUUAAAUAGAUAUGUUACCAGUUUCUACUUUUAAAAGCAAAAUUCCUUGUUUGGGUACCUUUUUUGACAUGAUAGAA